GAUGGUUUAAGCGACGGUCAAAACUUGGUCAAAACACAUCCGGUCUAAGCCACUUUAUUGUUUAGAACAGCGGGAGCGGUCAGGGCAUGCUGCAUAUAAAAGAGCCUGUGGCGGCGUCCAUGUUCCUCCUCAUCCCCCACUAGCAAAACGUGAUAACGGCCACAACAUCCGAGACAAUACUAAUUAUCCACAGUACCGACUUUCUUUUACCGUGGACGUGAACUGUGUGGUGUUUUAUCAUCUACCCAUUGAUAAUCUUGACACUAAAAAUGCCCAUAGGACCCAUAUCUCUAGGGAAUCAUGUUGUACUCCUUUAAUCCUAAAAACCUACCUUUCGUGGGCAAGGGAAGACAGAAAGCCAUGAGUUUGACCAAGGCUAGGAAAAAAGAACGAUAUUUGAUGGAGGAAAUCGAUCCCGCGGCUCUAGGAAUCGAUGAGUUGAAUAGCGAUAAGCAGUCCAUGGACUCGGAUGAUACAUAUGGCAAAUCGUUACCAAGUCACUCCUUCACUGGUUCUAUGACGAUUUCGAAAGGCUACGCCAACAUCAAGCGAACACUCAAAGCUGUUCCUCGAAAACCGCAAAGAAUGCACUCCCGGAAGAUGCAGCACCACUUCUCUCAGGCUUAUGGCUCCACUAAUACUUCCACAAAGCUCUCAUCUGCUUCGACGACGCUAAAUGAUUUUACGGGUCCCGUGUGUUAUGUAGGACCUUCUAUUGAUCAUGAUCUAUCGACGAAGGUCAAGACUCAUCUCCACAUCACCGAGGAUGAUAUUCUAGCUGCAGUGUCAGAACCGUCUGGUCACCACACAAAAUGCAGGGUACAUGCACCAGAUGUCGAUGACGGUAAUCCCGUCCCAUGCAAGAUUUUCCGGUGUCCGCGGUGUUGUACUGGUAACCAUUCCGUGGGCGACAAUGGACUGAACCUGAAUACGACUGCUCUGGAAACACGGAAGACCCAGAAUGGUCAAAUUAUGGAUUCUACGGGAGAGGAAGAAUUUUAUUCUCACAAAAUCUGUUACUUUCCUUGCGACUCUACGUCCGCUCCUUCUAGCAACAACAAGACAUCCUCUGUUUUCAAUGGAGAACCCAAACACACAGAUGCGCGAUUGAAGAAUGAUGUUGAGGAAGGCACUGGUAUUCGUAAGGCCUACCGUCCCACUCAGACCCUAGUGGGCGUUAGCUCUAGUGAGGCCAAAGUAUCGCCAAACACAGCCUCAUUUCCACUCCUUGCUGUAGUCGAUGUCGUGCCGAUCGAGCAUCUGGGACCAUCGACAGAAAGAGUUGCAUCUAACAGCGACUUUGCCGCAUGCCAGGUUGAUGAGAGACACGUGGCAUUGCUGUCUAGUCUUAUUCUACCCUCAACCGCGCUGCAUGAUUGUCACUCAGCAAAAGAUGGACCCAACUUACUUGCAAACAACGGCAUCUCGUCCCUCACAUCGACACUUCCAGUUCCUUUUAUGAAUUGCUCAUCGUACGAGGCAGCCUUCAAUCCUUAUUCUCUGGCUUUUCCCAACCUACCUGAACAAGUGCCUUUUGCCGAGCAGCCAGUUUCCACGUUUUCAGGACCCUCGCUCAGUGCCACUACGUACGACAGGUCUACUGCGGGGUCAUUUUGCUCUGGACCUUUCAUUUCCAACUCGCUUGACAUCUCUUCUGAUCACGCAUCUUUUGUCAAUAACGGCGAUGUCCGCGCUAAUGAAGGUCCCCUUCCGCAACCACAAUGGGUUGACUAUUCUGAUCGCACUGACGUAGAAAUGAUAGAUGCUGUCAUUAAACCCACGAGGCCCUUCCUUAACUUCCCUCCUCUUGAUGUCACUGCGAUGCACUAUGCUUGUACCUAUGAACCUCCAGCUGCAAUUACCGUAUCUGGCGGAGCCUCAACGUAUGUGUCUGCAGUCGGCCCUAGCUCCGAAGAAUUUUCUACGAACGUCGAAGCUAGCUAUUCUCAGCCUGUAUUGGAUUCUACCGCACGUCAUUCUCCUAUAGAUAUCGGACCUUCAGCUAUUCAGUCUGAGCUUAGCCAUAUUUCGCAUUGGUCAUCUAGCAUUCUUGGAGCACACUCGGCUGUAUUUUCAGCGCCCACACGAGAACAACCUACCGACUUCCCUGGUUCUAGAUACCCCUGUUCUGGCCUUUCUGAGAUAUCAUCAGAGGAGCAAAAUGUUUACGGGAUUACCGCUCGGGAACAAGAUAUACCAAGGACCGCCGGAAAAGCCAAUACACUUAACAGCACUCUCGAGAACGAGGAAACAUGCAAGUUCUGCAGACCUCAAUGUCGACGUUCACGAACACGCUGCAUCCCAGUCCAUUCCUGCCUCAAACACAGUGAUCCAUGCAAAGACCGUUGUGCAGCCACCUGGACACUUUGACGAUACCAUUACCUCGGUCCGUCGCCAACCACAGUACAUCACCCCGCCGGCACUGAGCAUCACUGGGAGAUGCUCUGAUGGAAAAGAAACUCAGACAGACAUUGAUGCGACGCCCGAACCAGACGACGAUACCAAGACUGAGCCAGACGACGACGCUAAGACUGAGCCAGAUGAUGGGAUCAAUGAGAAGAAUGUGAACGCCGAAGUACUUGCUCACGCUAUACUCGACAUUCCGCUUC
Molecule: messenger RNA, 2609 nt
Organism: Suillus fuscotomentosus
Lineage: Eukaryota; Fungi; Basidiomycota; Agaricomycetes; Boletales; Suillaceae
Exons: 5
Coding region: 301-2370 (689 amino acids)
Source: RefSeq, a predicted model, not a curated record